Molecule: messenger RNA, 3401 nt
Organism: Megalobrama amblycephala (Wuchang bream)
Lineage: Eukaryota; Metazoa; Chordata; Actinopteri; Cypriniformes; Xenocyprididae
Gene: scaf4b
Product: SR-related CTD-associated factor 4b
Exons: 19
Coding region: 160-2742 (860 amino acids)
Biological process (GO): negative regulation of termination of RNA polymerase II transcription, poly(A)-coupled
Cellular component (GO): nucleus
Molecular function (GO): RNA binding; RNA polymerase II C-terminal domain phosphoserine binding
Source: RefSeq, a predicted model, not a curated record
CGCUGAACGCGUCUCAACCUGUGGUCUCAACGUUCGCGAAAGGUUGUGUUGAGUUUCUGAGCUUCAAUCUCAUGCGGCCUUGUCGCGAUAAUCCAGUUUACACAUGUUUAUUCGGAUCGAAGAUAAUAUAUCCAAAGACAUAUUGAGUUAAUAACGCUCAUGGACAUGGAUGCGGUGAACGCCUUUAACGGGGAGAUGAUGUCCAUGAUGGACAUGACUCCCCCGAUCUCAAGAGCCAAAAUGAUGUCUGUAACCAAAGCAGGAAUCAAAGCGAUCAAGCUUUACAAGCACGUUGUUCAAAUCGUGGAGAAGUUCAUCAAGCGGUGUAAACCAGAUCUAAAGGUUGCUGGUCUCUAUGUGGUCGACUCAAUCAUCCGACAGUCCCGCCAUCAGUUCGGCUCGGACAAAGAUCUGUUUGGGCCGAGGUUUUUGAAGAACUUCACUGUAACGUUUCAGAACCUUUUCCAGUGCCCGGCCGAUGACAAGGGGAAGAUAAUGCGCGUGCUGAACCUGUGGCAGAAGAAUGACGUGUUUGGCAUGGACGUCAUUCAGCCGCUGUUAGACAUGGCCACGGCUCCAGUGCUGCCUGUUUUAGAGAAUGGAACCACGGUCGCUGCUCCUUCAGCCAUGCCAAUGCAAAUGCCAGUGGCAGUGCCAGAGUCAGUGCCAGCACCAGCACUAGUACCAGCACCAGCUGUUGCCACGGCAACACCUGCACCCACCGUUCAGGCCCCAGUGGCCCUCGCUGCAGUCGCUCAGCUCCUCCAGGGCACAGGGGGUGUAGAGUUACAGCAGCUGCUCCAAACUCUUCAACAGGCCGGAGGGGCGGGGCUUCCUCAGUCCACUGCCCCGCCCACUGAGCAGAAAACAUCAUUAGCUAAGUCUCUGCUGGACCGAUUUGAUUAUGAUGAUGAACCCGAACCUGUGGAGGAAAAGACUGAACCAGCCCCCGCUGCUCCUAUUACCAUAAACCUCCCUCCAGAAUUACAGCAAGCCCUGCAAGCUCAUCUUCUGAGUCAAAUCGUUAACCAGACACAGAUGCAGGGUCAGAUGGCGUCGCAGGGUCAAGUGCCAUCCCAGGGUCAAGCGCCGUCCCAGGGUCAAGUGCCAUCACAGGGUCAGGUGGCACCCCAGGAGUUCCCAUCGAUGGUUCAGACCCAGAUACCAGAUAACCCUCCUCAAACCAUUGAUGAGACCAUCAUACAGCCUAGUACAACUCAGCAGCCACAGGAUUCAGGUGAGACGGAGCGCUCGGUGCAUGAUGGGAGAGAUCGAAGACACAGCAGACGAACAAGAUCAAGGUCCCCACGGAGACGAUCGUCAUCACACUCACGCAGAUCGCGGUCCGGUUCACGUUCCCGCCGAGAACGCUCGAGGCAUCAUCGCACACGCUCCCGAUCCAGAGAGCGCAGAGGACGCUCACCGCGGCAGCGCUCGGAGGAGAGGAGAGACCGGGAGAAAGAGCGAGAGCGCCGACAGAAAGGACUUCCACCAAUCAAGAAAGAAACUCUCAGUGUGUGCAGUACUACAUUAUGGAUCGGACAGCUGGACAAAAAGACUCAACAGCAGGACAUCAUGAGUCUGAUGGAGGAGUUCGGACAGAUCGAGUCCAUCAAUAUGAUUCCUCCCAGAGGUUGUGCCUACAUCGUCAUGGUGCACCGACAGGAUGCCUACACAGCCCUGAACAAACUCAGCAGAGGGGCUGUUAAAGUCAACCAGAAAACCAUUAAGAUCGCAUGGGCAUUGAAUAAGGGCAUAAAGACGGACUUGAAGAAGUACUGGGAUGUGGAGCGGGGCGUCACUUAUGUCCCCUGGGAAAAAGUGAAACCCGAUGAUAUUCUCAGUCUUCAAGAAGGAGGCAUGCUUGACUCUGAAACGCUCAAAUCAGAGUGGAGAAGUGCUGUGGCCAAGCUGGCUGUGCCAGUAACAGAAGGACCUGAAGGAAAACAGGAAGAUGGAGCUGCACUACCAUCGGUAUCACAGAGCCCUUCAGUUCAGCCUGUUUCCACAAUGAAUGUCAUCCCAGGACCCCUUCCUAACAUGAGUUUACCACCUCCAGCCAUGAUCACAGGAGCCUCCCCUCCGCCUUUCCCUCCUCUUGGAUUCAACCCGCCACAGAUGCCUGCAGGAUUCCAUCCUGUCAUCCCAGUGGCCUCUAUGAACCCUGCAGGUCCUCCUCCAUCCAUCACAGAAAGCCCAACCAAAGAUCCUUCAGAGGACCCUCCUGAGCUUUCCAAGAGUCACAUGGACCCGACAGGAGCUCAAGCUCUUAGUCCGCCACAUCUCACGGGGAUUCUGGGGUCCAGACCGGGACCUCUACCGCCACACCCCCCUGUGGGGCUCCGCCCACCAUUCAUUCCUGCUUUCCCCAAUAAUGGGCCUCAUCCCAUCCAUCACCCUCCAAAUAUGCCCCCACAAAUGAUGCCCCCCAGGGGCCCCAACCCAAUGUUUAGUGAACCUCCUGCGGGCCGAUUUCGGAUGCCCAUGAUGGGCCCUCCAAGACACAAUGGGCCUCCAAGACACGAUGGCCCUCCAAGACACGAUGGCCCUCCAAGACACGAUGGCCCUCUAAGACACGAUUUCCCCCCUCACAGGCCCCCCAUGGGUCAUAGGGGAGAGGAACCGCACUGGCGGGAACAAGCACCCGAAAGGGGCCCGGACAGAUUUGGAAACGAGCCACCGUUUCAUCGGGGUGGGUGGGGCAGGGGCGGCCCUCGUGGACGAAGUCGCUUUGGGAACUGAGUUGGGUAUUUUUAUUGGCCAAUAGCUUCAGCUCCGACUGGACUGCGGAAAACGGGACUCUGCGUCCUGUUGACGGGAUUACGGAGAACACAUGAAAUUAACGGACACAGUUUCUAAAGUUCACGUUUCUGAAUACCAGUGAUGGUGCUCACCUUUCUACAUGUUGUAAUAUUCGUUUGAAUAGGCGAGACAGAAUCAAGGAUCACAUAUUAUGAAAUUCCCGUUUGCACUUUCUCACUCCAUGUAAAAUAGAAGAGGUCUGUAAUAUUUCAGAAGUUACACUUGCUACUAUAAACUAACAUUAGAGGUCUAGUGUAACAGGUUUCAUGUAAAUAGUCCGGUUUGCACACUUUACGAUUGUUGUAACAUGAAGAAACCAUCUCUGGAAUAUGUUUAUCCCAGCUUCCGUUGUGUAUAUUUGGAGGAAAUAUUUAGUUUAACGCUUCUGUAGCCUUUCAGCGAGGAAGUAUAGUGUAACCACUGUGUUGUGUAAUCAUUAGAGCUGUAGGUUACACUCGUCAACGGUAGAGCAGCAUCUUUGGUGGUUUAAUUUUACGAAGCUAUUUUUUUACCAAUCAUUCUUGGUUUCUUUUUCUGUCUUAAAGGUUUAUAUUAACAUGCUAAAAUGAACAUGAGUAAAUGUUGUGUGACUACGUAAA